UUUUCAAUGAAUCUGCUGAAACUGUUUACAAAACAUUCUGAACGAUUCGUUCAACUUUUCAGGCAACAUAAUUAAUUUUAGUAUUGUUUAACGUCAGUGCUAAUUAUACUUGGGUUCUAUAUACUUGCAUACACGUUCCUACAUAUUUGGUCAAUAUACAUUAUUCCUGCAUGGAAGGUUAACAGAAUUGCUGAAUCGUUUUUGAAACAAAACACUGUUCGAAAGAAUCGAUUCUUUCAGUACUACCGUUAAAUUCUUCCGGAAACCCUCUAUUUGAACACUACAAAUUCUUCAGUUAAACAGGUGCAACGUUUACGGUAAAAUUUCAGUUUAUAAUACUUUGAGGUCGUGAUUUAUAGUAUAGAGUUUAUUAAGUAAGUUUAUUAAUAUUUUCUCCGUGUUUUCGCGGGUUCCACCCGGAAUGUUUUUGUAGUUGUACACAUUCAUGUCCCGCCGUUAUAUUCAACUGCGAACAUGUCCAGCACUGUUAUGUCAGGGAACCACGAGGAUCAACAAAUGUCUGCUUUAGAGGAAACGAGGACGAGUCUUUGCGACGAGUUUGCCUCUAUCUCUGGAUCGGACAGUGCCGUGGCCCAGUAUUAUUUAGCAGAAAAUGAAUGGGACAUGGAGAGAGCAUUGAACUCUUUCUUUGAAGCUCAUAUGGACUCAGUCUUUGAUGUUGAAGACGCAGAGGAAACUAAAGAUGUGUCUGGGAAUAAGAGAAAGGGGAUGAACUCUUCUGACACUGCUGAUACUUCAGGAACAAAGAAGAAAUUUAAGACGGACAAGGUGGAUUGCAUUGACUUGACAGCAGAGGAACCCACUUGCUCCAGCAGCGUGACUGUGAAUGUGAAGAACAGUCAGGCUGAAAGUGCCGUAACCGAAUCUGAUGCAGAGGACGGCAAGUUCUCAAUCAUCAGCUGGAAUGUGGAUGGUUUGGACACAUUAAGUCUUGCAGAGCGUGCCAGGGGCUUGUGCUCAUAUCUAGUUCUAUAUACACCAGAUGUGGUUUUUCUUCAAGAACUCAUUCCAUCUUAUAUUCAGUAUCUUAAGAAACGUGCUGUCAGCUACCUGUUUGUUGAAGGGAGCGAUGAUGGUUACUUCACGGCAAUAAUGUUGAAGAAAUCAAGAAUAAAACUUUUGGAAAGUGAGAUCAUCUGUUAUCCUACGACACAAAUGUUGAGAAAUCUGUUAGUUGCUCAGGUGACUUUCUCAGGUCAAAAGCUGUACUUGAUGACAUCACAUUUAGAGAGCUGUAAGAACCAAUCAGAGGAGAGAAUGAAACAACUGCGGGUCAUAUUUCAAAAGAUGAAGGAAGCACCAGAAGAUUCCACUGUCAUUUUUGCCGGAGACACCAAUCUCAGAGACACUGAGGUGGUACAGGUUGGAGGUUUGCCUCCAGGUGUGUGCGACGUGUGGGAACAGCUGGGCAAACAGGAACACUGCCGAUACACUUGGGACACCAAAGCAAACAGCAAUAAGACUGUGCCUUACAUCAGCAGAUGUCGCUUCGACCGCAUCUUCCUUAGGUCUGCUAAAACUGGCCCAGGAGUCACUCCUGACCACAUGGUCUUGGUUGGAAUGGAGAAACUAGACUGUGGCCGUUAUACCAGUGAUCACUGGGGAAUUUACUGCACUUUCAACACAUGAUCUUUAAAUGCCAAAAAGACCAGAUGUGUGGUUUUAAAGAGUGUUUGUACUAAAACUAAAGAAUGUUUUGAAGAGUGUCUACAAAUUUAGAUUGAAGAUCAUUGUGAAAAAAUAUUUAAAUAAAUAAGGCCUUGAUUUA
This is a messenger RNA of Megalobrama amblycephala (Wuchang bream), 1789 nucleotides long. RefSeq names its product tyrosyl-DNA phosphodiesterase 2b (gene tdp2b). The transcript has 7 exons. The coding region runs from base 475 to 1650 and encodes 391 amino acids. Lineage: Eukaryota; Metazoa; Chordata; Actinopteri; Cypriniformes; Xenocyprididae. Gene Ontology annotation, cellular component: cytoplasm; PML body. The record is from RefSeq and is a predicted model, not a curated record. Gene Ontology annotation, biological process: double-strand break repair. Gene Ontology annotation, molecular function: 5'-tyrosyl-DNA phosphodiesterase activity; protein binding; single-stranded DNA binding.